AUGAUGGGGAAAAACCCUAGAAAAUUUUGGGACAACGUUCCGCCCGACGACCCCAAACUCAGUGCAGUGAGUGAAUUGUUUUCAGAUCGGCCCAACUGGCGUGACAACACGUGGCCUCUUGUUCUCCAUUCUGAUGGAGGUCGUUUCACGAAUAAGAAUUCAGAUUCCUUGCUUUCAGUUCAGUUCAAAUCGUUGCUUGCAGAAGGUUUCGGCAUGUCGAUAUUCCCUAUAUUCUGCAUAGCGAAAUCAGCUUGCGACACACACACAAAUUCUAUGUUAUGGGAAGCGGCAGCGCACUAUAUAAAUUCUCUUGCUUGCGGCCUUCAUCCAGAACAGAUGCGUGGGGCCAAGAGUUCCCAGACAACUCGGACGACAAACGAUACGCAGGCUGUCCAAUCGCUGGCGAACAACAUUUCGUAG
Molecule: messenger RNA, 420 nt
Organism: Prorocentrum cordatum
Lineage: Eukaryota; Dinophyceae; Prorocentrales; Prorocentraceae
Source: the annotation of a GenBank genome assembly